Molecule: messenger RNA, 1009 nt
Organism: Panicum hallii
Lineage: Eukaryota; Viridiplantae; Streptophyta; Magnoliopsida; Poales; Poaceae
Product: late embryogenesis abundant protein D-34-like
Exons: 3
Source: RefSeq, a predicted model, not a curated record
CGCUUCCCGCACGCAGCAGCUAGCGGAAGCUUCAGAUCCCAGGAUGAGCCAGGAUCGGAGGAGGAGCGGCUGAGGAGGCAGCCGGCGAACCCCGACGGCCAGGGCCAGGACCGACCGGGCGGCGGCGGCGGCGGCCCCGUCCGCUACGGCGAUGUGUUCGACGUGGAGGGCGAGCUGGCGAGGACGCCCAUCGCGCCGCAGGACGCGGCCAUGAUGCAGGCCGCGGAGAACGCGGUGCUCGGACGGGCGCCCAGGGGCGGGACCGCCGCCGCCGCCAUGCAGUCCGCGGCCCGGCGCAACGAGCGCCGCGGCGUGGUGGCGCGCGACGAGGCGGCCACCGACGGCGCCGCCGCCGAGUGCGGCGUCGCCGUCACCGAGGCGCGCGUGCCGAGCGCCCGCGUCGUCACGGAGUUCGUCGCCGACCAGCCUGUCGGGCAGUACACUGAGGCGGCGGAGAACGACGCCGCAGAAGCAGCUGGCGAACUCGGAGGCGGCGGGCCAGCAAGCAUGGUGAGGGACGGGACGAAGAUCACGAUCGGCGAGGCGCUGGAGGCGACGGCGUUCUCGGCGGGCGACCAGCCCGUGGAGCCGAGCGACGCGGCGGUGAUCGCUGCGGCGGAGGUGCGUGCGACCGGGACGGAUGAGGCCCCGCCGGACGGGCUUGCCGCGCGAGCGCGCGCGGCCGUGGACGCCAACGCCUUCGCGCGGCGCGAAGAGGACAGGGCCACGCUACGCGACAUCCUCGCGGACGCGACGUCGAGGCUGGGCACGGACAAGGAGGUGGAGCGGGAGGACGCGGCGCGGGUGGUGGGCGCCGAGGUGCCGCGCGGCGGCCCCGACGCGGCGGCGCGGCCCGGCGGGGUGGCCGCGUCCAUCGCCGCCGCCGCGCGGCUCAAUCGCGGCCGGCAGUGAUGAUCCCCAGUAGGGGUGCUCAUCGAAUGUAAUUGGCACUCAAUUGCGUCUGCAAUUGGCACUCCAUGGCCUGUAUACACCCUCCCAGUAACUUAAC